CAUAUAAUAUAUACAUAUAUAAUUCGUCUUUCAGCAAUAAUGCUUUCACAAGCCUCCCAGAAGAUAUAUUCACAAACAUGCCUGCUUUGAAAAGACUGGCAAUUAGAACAAAUGGCUUGACUAGGAUUCCAGAGCAAACUUUCAAGCCCAUAUGGGAUCAGGUGAACAUCGUUGAUUUACGAGGAAAUCCAAUCAUAUGCGAUUCCCAACUUGACUGGAUUGCUAAGCUGAAAUCUAAAACUGCUGUAUUUGGAAGAUGUGAUGGCCCUGAAGACCAACGUGGCGUUGAACUUAAUGACUUUAUAAGUGGAAGAUAAUUAACUGCUCUUAAUAAAUAAAAAAAUAGUAAUUUUUUCCUC
Messenger RNA from Parasteatoda tepidariorum (common house spider), 359 nucleotides. NCBI's taxonomy places the organism in Eukaryota, Metazoa, Arthropoda, Arachnida, Araneae, Theridiidae. The record is from RefSeq and is a predicted model, not a curated record.